AUGCCUGAAAAUGAGUUUGAAAUCAUUGGAGGGGAACUGAUCAAUUCCCCCACUACAACAUACGAGGCACAGAAAUUCCUGGGCUCUGGAACCAACGGACUGGUCAUCCAAUGCAGGGAUGUGAGAACCAAUGACACGGUGGCAAUAAAAAUGUUUAAAAGGAAGACAGACAUUGAGUUUGCGAAGGAAGAGGAGGACAUCUUAAGAGCCUUGGAGGACCUACACUCAGAAUGGUUCAACGUUGUCAGAUUGAACAGCUCAUUCACCUACAAGAGCCAUUAUUGUCUGGUGUUUGAGCUCCUAGACAUGGAUCUGCUGAAAUUCAUGAAGAUCAAUCCGGGUAAUCGCCUUCAGCUGAAGGAAAUCCGCCCCAUUCUGCAGCAGCUGGCUACAUCAUUGGACUUUCUGAAAAGUGCAGGGGUCGUCCAUUCAGAUUUAAAGCCUGAAAACAUUAUGAUGGUGGAUCAUGUCAGGCAGCCACUGAAGGUUCAAGUCAUUGACUUUGGCUUAGCCUGCAACAAUCCUGAGGAAAAGAUAGGACACACCCUCCAGACCUUGUAUUACAGAUCUCCUGAGAUUCUGCAAUGUGCACCUUUCGACGAGGCCAUCGACGUUUGGUCGCUAGGCUGCAUUGCUGCAGAAUUGCUUAUGGGCAUGCCACUGUUCCCUGCCCAGGAUGAGGACAGCUUGAUUAAUCAGUCCUCGGGAGAAGACGCCGAAGCUGAACACUGUGACCUGGAGAGCUUUAACGAUCUUCUGGCACAGAUGCUUAUGACGAAUCGGUUUGAAAGAAUUGACCCCAGACUAAUUCUGCAGCAUCCUUUCUUGUCGAUGAGCCACCUUAAGGGACGGUUCAAAAACAGCCUCUAUACGAAAUCGUCUGAGGGUCUGAUGGACAUCUGCGAGGAACAGAGCUAUGGCUAUGGAGAACAUGUAGACCACACAGUCCUGCAAAUGUCGUCGAACGAGGAAUCCUCCAGCAGCACUGCCGGCCCAGCCAUGGAGGGCAGCCCUGCUGGGAUGAUAGGGGAGCAGCUUUCCUAUUCCUUCUUGAAGAACUUCAGCAGUCGGAAAAAAGAAGAAAUUACCUCAAAACUGAAAGCCGGGCACGUGUCUUCAGACUUUAGGGAAGUGCAGUGA
Pleuronectes platessa (European plaice) is the source of this 1140-nucleotide messenger RNA. Its product is annotated as homeodomain-interacting protein kinase 3-like. Gene Ontology annotation, molecular function: ATP binding; protein serine/threonine kinase activity; protein tyrosine kinase activity. The transcript is spliced from 5 exons. Lineage: Eukaryota; Metazoa; Chordata; Actinopteri; Pleuronectiformes; Pleuronectidae. Bases 1 to 1140 code for a protein of 379 amino acids. The record is from RefSeq and is a predicted model, not a curated record. Gene Ontology annotation, biological process: peptidyl-serine phosphorylation; peptidyl-threonine phosphorylation. Gene Ontology annotation, cellular component: nucleus; cytoplasm.